AUGCCACCUUCCCGCAUCCUAGAUUCCCACAUCCACCUCUGGCCCUCGACAGCCACCACUUCCAAAGACCAUGGCUGGAUGACCGAUUCCUCACAUUUCCUCACCAAGCCUCACGGUAUCUCGGAUUACAGAGCUGUCACUGCGUCAUCGGCAGCUGGAUCCGCUCUGGUGGGCUUUGUGUACGUAGAAACAGACCGCUACCUUCCAUCCAAAACCCCGGCUAUUAGCUCGGGAGCGAAUGAAGAGGAGGUUGAGAGUAAGCUGAGAGAGUGGGCGAAGGCACCGUUGCAGGAGUUGGAGUUCUUGAGGAGGAUCGUAGAGGAGAUUCCGCAAGAGGGUGAUGGGUUUGAGAAGGGACAAGGCAAAAAGAUGAAGGGUGCUGUUGUUUGGGCACCUUUCAAUAUUCCGGUGUCUGCUUUCAACAAGUAUUUGAAGGUCGCGGAAGAGGUUGCGGGACCGAAGCUGUGGGAGAAGAUUGUUGGGUUCAGGUAUCUCCUACAAGGGAAAGAGCAAGGUGAAGUGAAGAGCCUUGUCAGUAAUGAUGAUUGGAUUGAAAAUAUCGUCAGUCUGGGCAAGGGGAGAGGGGGAAAGGGCUGGGCAUUUGAUGUCGGUGUGGACAUCCAUCGUGAUGGAACAGAUCCACUGGGUGCUGUCGGUGGGAUGAUCCUGAAAGUGAGGGAACGAGAAGCACAAAGUGGAAAGGGGAGUCAGCCAGUACGAUUCGUGCUGAACCACUUAUGCAAACAUGCCCUCACAACAGACUCUCCGACCGACCCUAAAAUGGAGUGGCUCGGUGCAGUCUCGAAACUUGGGCUUGAUCAGAAUGUCUUCAUGAAGCUAUCUGGCGCUUUCAAUGAAUUCGACGACACUACACCAGCAUUUGUCACUCACAUUGUCAAGUCAUUGAGCUCGAUAGCGUCCAAGGUUCUCGAUGCAUUUGGUAACAGGGUUAUGUUUGGCUCUGACUGGCCCGUGUGCAACGUUGGAGGACCAGCAGGAGAGAAGGGGAAUUGGGGCCUAUGGGUUGAGAUCGUGGAGUCAUUGUUGGAGGCAGCGCAUGUUGCCGAAGAAGAUAGGGAACAGGUGUGGUGGAAGGCGGGGAGCAGGGCGUAUGAUGUUCAACUCUGA
Molecule: messenger RNA, 1128 nt
Organism: Didymella exigua CBS 183.55
Lineage: Eukaryota; Fungi; Ascomycota; Dothideomycetes; Pleosporales; Didymellaceae
Exons: 2
Coding region: 1-1128 (375 amino acids)
Molecular function (GO): hydrolase activity
Source: RefSeq, a predicted model, not a curated record